Molecule: messenger RNA, 2832 nt
Organism: Morus notabilis
Lineage: Eukaryota; Viridiplantae; Streptophyta; Magnoliopsida; Rosales; Moraceae
Product: receptor-like protein 12
Exons: 1
Coding region: 12-2624 (870 amino acids)
Molecular function (GO): protein binding
Source: RefSeq, a predicted model, not a curated record
UCUAUUCCAAAAUGAGGACACUUUACCUCAUAUUUUGCUGCUUCUUUGCAGCACAUUCUUUGACUUCCUCUACGAGUACUUCACCAAGUUCACGUCCAAGAUGCCUUCAUGAGCAGAGUUCUAUUCUGCUACAAUUCAAACGAGAGUUUCCUCUCAAAGAGCCAGAAGAUUUGUUAAACGACUACGAUUAUCCGAAAAUGGAGACGUGGAAGGCCGAAAAAGAUUGUUGUUCAUGGGACGGGAUUGAAUGCGACACAACCGGUCAUGUAAUAGGGCUAGACCUCAGCAACAGCUCUCUUGAAGGACCUUUGCAUUCCAACAGCAGCCUCUUCAGCUUGACUCAUCUUGAAAAUCUCAAUCUCGCCUACAACCCGAAAUUUUCGGGUAGAUUAUCGGAUUCGAGUGCUAGCAAUCUCAAAUCCUUGAAUGUUUUGGAUCUGAACAGCUGUAAUUUUUCUGGGAUAGUUCCAACUUCAAUUGGCAACCUUUCCCAAUUAACGUAUCUUGAUCUCUCAAGCAACAACUUCAGUGGUGAAGUACCAACUUCACUUGGAAGACUCACAAAGCUGGAACAUCUAUCUCUGCAGAAAAAUCGGCUCAUCGGCCGAAUUCCGUCUUGGCUUGGAAACCUCACUGGGCUAACUCUGCUGCAGCUUUCACAUAACAAUUUCAAUGGCGAGUUCCCGAUAUCACUGGCAAACCUCACUCAACUCGAUUCGUUGUAUCUCUCUUUCAAUCAGUUGGUUGGUUCAAUCCCAUAUGAAUAUGCCAACAGAAUUUCCAACUCAAUGUUGCUUUCAAUGCUUGACCUUUCACACAAUUCUUUCAAUGGCACAAUUCCUCCAUCUUUGUUCAGAAUUCCUUCUUUAGUGAGCCUAAAUUUGGACUACAAUCAGUUUACAGGCCCUCUUACUAUCCAAAAUGUGUCCUCAUCCCAACUGACUGCUCUGUAUUUAAGACGGAACAACCUCAACGGGCAGAUUCCGGCGUCGAUAUCUGAAUUGACAAGCCUUACAGAACUCUACCUCUCCUUAAACAACUUCAGUGGCGAAAUCGAGUUGGGCGCCUUCUCAAAUCUGAUCAGUCUUGAUCUUUCAUACAAUAGUCUUACUAUUACAAGCACGAGCACAAUGUUCGCUCUUGCGGUCAACUUUUAUUCUUUACUUUUGGCUUCAUGCAAUAUCAAGGAAUUUCCCAAGUUCCUGGAGACCCAAAAUGAGUUGUGGGAAUUGGAUCUUUCCCAUAACAAACUUGAAGGCAAGAUUCCGAAAUGGUUCUUCCGAGUCGGAACAGAGUCCUUGGCUAGACUAGAUCUUUCCAGCAAUCUGAUCACUGGUUGGGAACAAGAGCCGUCAAUUCUUCCAUGGGAGGCAUUAGCGUAUCUCGAUUUGCGUCACAACAAGUUUCGGGGUUCACUCUUUGUCCCACCAUUUUCCACAGUUCACUUCUUCAUUUUCAACAAUAGCUUAACUGGAAAUGUUGAUCCAAUUUUUUGUGAGCUGCAUAAUCUAAAAGUUCUUGAUGUGUCCAAUAACAACUUAAGCGGUGAGAUUCCGCGGUGUUUGGGUUCCAAUAGCUCUCUUUUGAUGUUGAAUUUGCAAAGAAACAACUUCCAUGGAGAAAUACCCCCGACGUGCGAAGAAAGAAGCGUUUUGAAGACACUAGACCUCAGCCACAACCAGCUUCAAGGGAAAAUUCCGAAAUCUUUGGUGACAUGCAAAGAGCUAGAAGUUCUGAACAUUGGUCACAAUCAGAUAAGUGACCGAUUCCCUUUCUGGACACAGAGUUUGCCCAAGUUACAAAUUCUCGUAUUGCGUUCGAAUAAAUUCGAUGGUCCAAUAUGGCAUCCUCGUGAGUUUUCAGGCUUCGAGAAUCUGCGUAUGAUCGAUCUCUCCUUCAACAAUUUUGGUGGAGUUUUACCAUCAGAGUACUUUAGGAAUUGGAGUGCCAUCAAUACAGAAAUUCCAUACGUAAACAAGUCGAAAUUGAGAUACAUGGGAGACACAUCCAACUACUAUCAAGACUCAGUGACUGUGGCAUAUAAGGGCUUGGAUACGGUACUUGUGAAGAUCCUGACCACCUUUAUGUCCAUCGAUCUCUCACACAAUAGUUUUCAUGGGGCAAUUCCAAGUUCCAUAGGAGAUCUUAAAUCACUAGUUGGGCUCAAUCUAUCUGGCAACAAUUUCGGCGGGUCCAUCCCGACAUCUCUCGGGAAACUGAGUGAGCUCGAAUCAUUAGAUCUCUCAAAAAACAAUCUUUCUGGUAAAAUCCCCUAUGAACUUGUGAGUCUUACAUUUCUUCAGCAUCUCAACCUUUCUGAUAACAAACUUGUUGGUCCAAUUCCGCAUGGUAAGCAGUUUGAUACAUUUGAAAAUUCCUCUUUUGGUGGAAACUUAGAUUUGUGUGGCUUUCCAUUGGCAAAGAAAUGUACUGAAAGCGACGAUGAGCAACCAAAUUCUGACCAUGGACAAGACUCAGAAUCAGAGAAUGGCUUUGGUUGGAAAGCAGCGCUGGUGGGGUAUGGAUGCGGAAUUGUAAUUGGAUUGGUCGUCGAACACGUGCUUGUCUCGCGGCGACCAACCUGGUUCUCAGGAAUUUAUAGGAGAAUCUCACUGACACCAUAAAGAAUUUGUAUUUUAUUUCUCCUUCUAAUUUUCAAAGUUUUAGUACGCAUGUUUCUCUUUGUCCCCUGUUUCUAUCAAGUUUAAAAAAUAUAGCGUUGUAUGAAUGGGAGUAUGGAAUGUCAUAGUAAUGCUUUGUUUCAAUAAGUUGUCUUGAUUUAAUCAUGGCACAUUGGUAUUGACAGGAAACGUAGAAGGUUGAAAGAUCUUU